This is a messenger RNA of Spizellomyces punctatus DAOM BR117, 1454 nucleotides long. RefSeq lists its product as uncharacterized. The transcript has 9 exons. Gene Ontology annotation, molecular function: protein binding. The record is from RefSeq and is a predicted model, not a curated record. The coding region runs from base 63 to 1391 and encodes 442 amino acids. NCBI's taxonomy places the organism in Eukaryota, Fungi, Chytridiomycota, Chytridiomycetes, Spizellomycetales, Spizellomycetaceae.
CGAACUUUUUGUUCCGAUCUCGAAAGGUGCAAGGUCUGCAUCCUUCACAAAAUCCAAUCGGCAUGACUGCCAUCAAUCCAGCAUUAAGUUUUCCGAGAGAGCCCCCGCUCCCCCCGAUCCGGGGAAUCCUGGGAACGGAGACUGGGGACAGCGGACGCAACUCGGUGACUCGACAAAGUACGCCCUUUCGGCCAAGCACCUUUAAUCAAGAUCCCGUCGGAACAUCAACCGAUAAUACCGGUUUCUCCAGCAAACUCACAAAUGUCGAAGCACAGCGAAUUAUGUCUGUACUGGUGGAAGCUCAGCGCAAAGUGCAGCUCGUAGGCCUCCUACCGGACGUUAUGGACCGCCGUAUGGCCACUGUCUUUAGUGGAGACACUUUUACAGCAAUUACAGAAAUUCGUCAAUUGGAGGACAAGUACAAUGCACUGCUAGAAAGCAACGAAGAUGACAGCCCGAACAGGGUCUCUGUGGCGUCUGAGUUGAAAGAUACCUCCCGGCAAAUCCGCCAAGCAACAAGGUCGCUCGUCCGUCAUUUUCUCCAGAAUCCAGCGGCGACAAGCAAACUACGAUACCUCAAAUCCACCAAGCUUCCUUCAGUUGCUAAAUUUGAGCAGUUGCUGCAGGAGGUGAAAAUGCUGGUAUAUGAGCGGUUAGGGACAACAGUGGAGGAAGAGAGGGCGAAGCAAGAUCAACUUUCCAUUAUCAUUGCGAAGGAACAGAAGACCAGCAAUGAAGUCAAAGCUCUGCGGGAAGAGCUCGACAAAGCCAGGAAGGAGAGGACCACUGAUAUUAACAAGAAAAACGAAAUCAUUCGACGACUGAAAGAGGAGCUGCGUGAGAUUAAACAACAGGCAGAGGAAACAACAAAGCGACUCGAAGCUCGUUCUAAGCAAAAGGAGGACUCAGAUAUACAGCAGUUCCGGGAUAGGGAAACUGCGUUAAAGCAGGAAACUACCAAUCUUAAAUCACAAUUGGAAGAACUCGUCAAACGGAAUGGAGAAGAAGAAGCCCAACUCCGCAAACGAAAGUUUAAGAUUGAAUCCGAAGUCGAGAACUGGAUACACAAGUACGAUCAAGACAUGGACGAAAAACAAACUGAACUUGAGGAUAUUACGGCUAUAUAUCUUGAAGAAAAAGCUCAGCUCGACGAGCUCACAGCAAGACACUCUGAGUUGAGAAAGGAGUAUGAGGCAAUUAUGGAAGAGCGGCGUGUUGAGGAAGAGAAAGAAAAGGAACGAGAGAAGGAACUAAGGCGUCAGAUGCAUGCCGCGGUACGGAUUCAGGCCUGGUUCCGAGGCUACAGAGUCCGAAGGGACUUACUUAAAAAAAGAAAGACAAACACAGCGAAAAAAGGCGCCAAGGUGAAAGGAAAAGGCAAAAAGAAAUAACAUGUAUGUUACAAUCGGGAUUUAAUUCAGUGUCUAUAAUACAAUUGCUGUCCGGAAUGUUUC